CCAUAUUUGGUUAACAAACACAAGUGUACACACAAUGGCCGAUAUUGUAUAUGAUGCCAAAACCACUGAAGUUUCAUAUCGCCUUCUUCACAUGAAAAUUCGUGCAAUUCAGAUAACUAGAGUAUCCUGGACCCCGCCCCCACCACCAGCUGUCCCUGAGACAACAUGUACAGCGUUCCUCCGCCCAAUCCCAUCAGAUUGUUUCCUAGGAAACGGAGCUCCCCAGACACCUUCAGUACACCACCAGCCACCUAAUAUAUACCAGUUAAUCACGUACGUGCGUGUGUGCGUGCCUGCGUGUGAAAAAAUUACA
Geodia barretti is the source of this 313-nucleotide messenger RNA. Lineage: Eukaryota; Metazoa; Porifera; Demospongiae; Tetractinellida; Geodiidae. The record is from the annotation of a GenBank genome assembly.